Molecule: messenger RNA, 3721 nt
Organism: Nerophis lumbriciformis (worm pipefish)
Lineage: Eukaryota; Metazoa; Chordata; Actinopteri; Syngnathiformes; Syngnathidae
Gene: rtn4rl2b
Product: reticulon 4 receptor-like 2b
Biological process (GO): positive regulation of Rho protein signal transduction
Cellular component (GO): external side of plasma membrane; plasma membrane
Molecular function (GO): protein binding; ganglioside GM1 binding; ganglioside GT1b binding
Source: RefSeq, a predicted model, not a curated record
UGCGAGGAUCCUCGCUGCCUACGCUGGUGGGCGACAAAGCGGCCGCAAGUAUAAAGAGCGAGCGGGGACUCCCCGGCUCCACUCCCACGAAGACCAGGCACAGCGACUCCGUUCCCAGAGCUGAACCCCAGCAGAGAUAGCAGCAAGCAGGCACUUCCUCGCCGCGCAGGCUAACUCGCUUUCGGCUUUGGUUCGCCAUGGAGACCCGCUGCACUAGGAGGAGUUCCAGCAGAGCAUCCCACAACUUCAAGAGUGGACUGUCCCUGUGGCUGAUCCUGUGGCUGGUGGUAGUCAAGCCCAGCAGUGUGGCGCCAUGCCCCAGGCUUUGUGUGUGUUACCCUACACCCAUGACGGUCAGCUGCCAGUCCCAGAACCUCACCAUCGUGCCAGCCGGCGUGCCCUACGACUCGCAACGGGUGUUCCUGCAAAACAAUCGCAUCACCGAGCUCCGUGCCGACUCCUUUGGCUUUGAGACGCAGGUGCUUUGGCUUUACGGCAAUAACAUCACAUUGAUUGAGGCCGGGGCCUUUAGCAACCUAAGGGUUCUGGAGGAGCUGGACCUGGGUGACAACCCCUCACUUCGGCACCUUGAAGGCGGAGCGUUCAGGGGGUUGGAGAAGUUGCAGAGCUUGCACAUGCACCGUUGCAAGUUGGCCAUGUUGCCCCAUGACCUCUUCCUCAAGCUCUACAGUCUACAGUUUCUCUACUUGCAGGACAAUCAACUUCACAUUCUGCAGGACGACCUGUUCUCAGAUCUGGUCAACCUCACCCAUUUAUUUCUCCACGGCAACCGCAUCCGCACCCUGUCUGAGAAUGUUUUUCGAGGCUUGGUCAAUCUGGACCGCCUGCUCCUCCACGACAACCGAAUCCGGCAGGUGAACCGUCGCUCUUUCCGCGAUCUGGGCCGCCUGACCAUUCUUUACCUGUUCAACAACUCCCUGGCUGAGUUGCCAGGACAGGCCAUGAAAGACACUCAAGGCAUUCAGUUCCUCCGCCUCAAUGGCAACCCCUGGUCCUGCGGUUGCGAGGCCCGUCCUCUCUGGGAGUGGUUCCGUAAGGCUCGUAUCGCCUCCUCUGAGUUGCUGUGCUUGUCGCCAUCCCAGCGUCGCGGGCAAGACCUCCGAUUCCUCCGGGAGCUGGACUUCGCCCUCUGCCCCAUGCCUGACCCUGGCUCUCUGGCUGGUACCACCACGACCUCCUUCAGUACCAAGACCCGCUGGUGGUUCUCCAAGAACAAGCCCGCCUCCAAAGCGUUGUACCAGAAGAACACAGAGACAGUGAAGGCAUUCCCAAAGCAUCUUCCCAAAACCAUCUUUGAAGCUUCAAAGUAUGAACUAUCCGAGGCCGAGGUGGCUCUCCCAAAGCUCGACACAGAAGAGUACUGGGCCAACUAUGGCAACGAAGAUGCCUCCAUCCGCUGCUUUGAGCCGGAGUGCGGCCCAGGCUAUGAAAAUCCAGCGUUUGUCUCCUCCUUCUCAGCCUUCGCUCCCAGUCCGGUCCUCCUCCACCCUCUCUUCUUCUCCAUUGUCACAUUCUUCCUCCAUUUCCUUUUUGGUUGAAACUAUCAUUUCUCUAACUUCCUUUUCUUCUCCGAUUCCCCCCUUCUGCUCCUCUCAACUCUAAACAAAAACACGGGAUCUCAAUCCCUUCCAGUCACCCCCUGGAGCUGCAGGUCGGUGACAGAAGUCAGUCGAGGCAGUCAGGAUCUGUUUCAGACGCAGAGUCGCGGUGACGUAGAGGCUGAAAAUCGGCAACUUCUUCUUGUAAGCACAGCCUUCAAAAAACUGACCUCUUGGAGACAGGAAGUAAUGAAUGACACAGACACACAACACAGGAAGUUGGUGAGCUAGCAGCAAACUAUGCAGAUGACGUCUACAGCAGGGGUGUCCAAAGUUGUUUACAUUUUGUUCAUAAAAAUACAAUUUAACAAGAACACUAUUGUAAUUUCCGGGCUACAGAGUACGCCUAGGUUUCGUACAAAUUUAUGAGCAGCAAGUGUACACACUGAAAUAUUUACACAGGCGCUUGUGUUCAUUCACAAAUGUAACAAAAGGCGGUGCCUGUAACGCGGCAUACAGUCGCCUACCGGAAAAGCCAUUGAGCGUGGUCUUCGUCCUUCUCCUCGUCCUGCUUAAAACGCUAAAGCCGUCUUCUUGGGAGCGUGGCGAUCCGGCCUUCCGGGCCCCGUCAGUGACGGUGGAUUUUGGGGCCGCGUUUUGUGCAUUUUGUUGUUGCUUCUCCAUGAUGAUGGUGAGUCCAUAACAUGCUAAAUGGCCGACCGAACGAUUGCGCUAUUGCGUUCAAUUUGAUGCUAACAAUUUCAUCGGUCCGCCGUUGAUCCGUUCGGCAAUUCCAUUGCUUUGAUGCGACAAGGCUGAAUUUAUUGGCGGCGUGUAAAGCGUGUAAAAAUCCAUAAAUUAACUGCAGCAUUGAAUAAAGUGCAGGGUUCAACGUGGAGAGAAAAAAAAGCAACAGCUUGACCGCGAUAAAGGAAUUAUUGCAAAGUAGGAAUAAUUCAUUAUAAGUCAAUAUUUUAAUAACUAGAGCAUAACAAAUGGUUAAUAGCCCUCUAAAUACAGUUUUUAACAUUAUAACUGAAUUGCUUAAAUCAGGCAAGAAAUGUUGAAGUAGUAACAGGUAUAAGGGAAUUUUGGGAAAACCGGGAAUUUUUCAAGUUUAAACAACUUUAUUUGUGUCCUUAAGUGGAAUGAUUUGACGGUGGAACAGUUACAUGGGUUGAAAAACGUGGAAGGAAUAGUCAACAGUAAAAAGGGUGGGAAAAACGGGAAUUAUUAAGAAUUCCUGGAAUUUUUUUCAACUUGGAAAAAAAAUUGUUUGAAUGUCCAGUAUGAGUGGAAUAUGUUGAAGGUGGAAUGGUUUGAAUCGGUUGAAAAAUGUGGAAAUGGUUGAAGUUUGACAUUAAUUUUUUGUUGGGGGAAAAAUGUCCCGGAAAACCUGGAAUUCUGGGAUUUUUUAAAUUUUGUCAAGGGAAGGCUGAACAGUUUGAAGUUGGAAUGGUUUGAAUCGGGGGGGAAAUGUGGAAGAUCUAGCGCGCCACAAUCUGAAGAAGAAGAUGUGUAGACAACAUAUGUGUGAAUGUUUUGGAGCAUUCACACAAUAAAUUCAGAGGUGGAUCUCAAUACUUAGUUCAUAUCACCUAUUUCAGUUCAUGUAGAGACGUCACUGCCAGCUUUGAGGUGGUGACAAAAGAAAGCGAGCGGACUAGUGCUGGAUGGUUUGCAGCCAAGAGUGACUCGGCCAUCACAGCCGCCCACACUCGUACACACAACACAACACACACCACACAACACACACACUACCCUUUUAGUAGCCUUUAAUCAUAGACAAGAACAUGAACCUCUUGUGCCUGAAGUAAAUAUGACAUUAAUGUCCUGUUAAUACCUUGGAUCUCUUACUUUUUUCUGUGUUUUGUGUUAAAUAUCAUUAUGUAUUAUAUUUAUUCAUUAUAAUCUUUUUUUCUAUUGCUCUUUGCAGUUUAGAAAUAAUGUAAUAGAUUUAAAACAUUUGAUAUAUUAUUUGAAAAUGUGUAAGUUGAUUCCCUUUUGUCUUUAAUUAUAGAGAGUAUAUUUUUUGACAUCAAUUCCUGAAGCCAUUUGUCAAAGUCAUGUUAUCCAAGUCAUGUAUAAUAACCCAUUAACACUGUUGAUGUCUGUGUUUUUUUAUUGAAUAAAUGCUAGAAGCAAUGCUUUGGUUUGUUUAA